This is a messenger RNA of Puccinia graminis f. sp. tritici CRL 75-36-700-3, 405 nucleotides long. RefSeq lists its product as uncharacterized. The record is from RefSeq and is a predicted model, not a curated record. The coding region runs from base 1 to 405 and encodes 134 amino acids. NCBI's taxonomy places the organism in Eukaryota, Fungi, Basidiomycota, Pucciniomycetes, Pucciniales, Pucciniaceae. The transcript has 4 exons.
AUGAAAUCAAAGAUCAAUCUCCGAGUCUUCAUUUUGCUCAUCGCUGGGAGCUUUUCAGAAACAUGGGCUCAAGCUGUUCGUCCGUGUUUUAUCACGGGCAACGUGCCCCUUCCUGCCUCCGUAACCUACGAUCCGAGCGUACAAUGCGACUUGGCCAUCAAGCCUUUCCCUGAUGUUCCUGAUGUAUAUAUGACGGUUAACCAAGUUACUUACAGAUUUUCACAAAGGGAUAUCAGCUAUCAGUCAUCAGCAGACAUCAUACCACCAGUGAUAUUUGCUGUCAGGAGUUUUGGUGUAAUGAAGGCAACAGAUAAACUUGAAGUGUAUGGUAAAUUAUAUGGUGCCAUUAAUGCUGGUGUGCGAAGCCAGGGAAACAAAGCAGCAACACAAUUGACCAAAGGGUGA